Messenger RNA from Pygocentrus nattereri (red-bellied piranha), 4234 nucleotides. RefSeq names its product acyl-CoA binding domain containing 5a (gene acbd5a). Lineage: Eukaryota; Metazoa; Chordata; Actinopteri; Characiformes; Serrasalmidae. Gene Ontology annotation, molecular function: fatty-acyl-CoA binding. The coding region runs from base 238 to 1773 and encodes 511 amino acids. The transcript is spliced from 14 exons. Gene Ontology annotation, biological process: fatty acid metabolic process; autophagy of peroxisome. The record is from RefSeq and is a predicted model, not a curated record. Gene Ontology annotation, cellular component: peroxisome.
UAUCGUAACAGUCGGACGAUAAUCGCUUGCAGGGCGUUUUUGGGGAUUUAUUUAUGCACUUUGAUGCUCGUCAUGUUGUUUGUUUGGUCGCUUUUCGCCUUCAUCGGUGGACUGUCAUUGACUUCGUCGACGGUUGACAUUAACGUUUAACGUCAACAUUAACGGCUGAAUUAUGAGGACGCUUUAAAACGUUUGAUUUGAUGAUCUGUUGAUUUUGGGGGCUAAGCUACAGUCACGAUGGAGCUCGACACCAAACCCAUCCAUGAGCAAAGGUUCGAUGCUGCGGUCAAAGUGAUACAGAGUUUACCUACAAACGGUUCUUUUCAGCCAUCCAACCAAAUGAUGUUGAAAUUCUACAGCUACUACAAGCAGGCGACCCAAGGCCCCUGCAACAUUCCCCGGCCAGGUUUUUGGGAUCCAGUCGGCAAAGCAAAAUGGGAUGCAUGGCACUCACUUGGAGAUAUGCCAGAGGAGGAAGCUAUGACGGCAUACGUGGACGAUCUGAAGCUGAUUCUUGAAAGCAUGCCGAUGACAGAUGAGGUGGAGCAGCUGCUGCAGGUUCUCGGGCCGUUCUACGAGCUCGUGGAUGAGAAGAAAAAGAUUUCUGAAGUGUCUGAUCUGACCACCGCCCGGUUGGAAAGAUUUGCUAAGCAACUUGAAGGUUUUGGAAACAUGAUUACCGCACCUUCAAAGAGCGUCACAAAAAGCAUCAUCAGAACGAUGGAAAUGAACGGGACGUUAGACAGCUAUCCUACCAAAAAAGGGGACGCUCCGAAGAACAACAUACAAGAGAUCAAGGAACAGGAGGACAGAGGUGAUGAGGAUGAGAAGGAGGAGGAUGAUGACGACAGUGAUGAUGAUGAUGAGGAGGAGGAGGAGGAGGAGGAAGAAGAACCUGAGCAGGUGAAAAAAGUCCCAGCACCAAAGAAAAAGGCCACAAAUGGAAAAGCUAAAGGAGUCCCUAACGGCACUAUAGGGCAUAAGGUAGAAAUCAUGACAAAUGGAACACACAGCUCCAAAUCUGCUCUGAAUGGAGAGCACUUGGCGGAGGAGGAGGAUGCCGUCACCCAAGAAACGGUGAUUCAACAUGUGAAUGGUUUUACCAAAGAUGAUGAUGAAGAUGUGUCCAGCCUCCAUCAUGUGGCCAGCGACUCAGAUGGUGAAGUGUACUGUGACUCAGUGGACCAGUUUGGUGUGGAGGAGGAAAGCCAGGGUAGGCUGUCCUCCCUGAGAGAGCCGCAGCCAACGGGGUGGGACCCUAAAGACCUCCCGGGGGUUCAGGAAAGCGUCCAGCAUGGCGGGGAGGAUUGGAAAACCAGCGGUGGUGGACCACAGAGACAGAGGCUUAGCAUGGACAGACCAGGCAGCUCUGUGGUCAGGAGAGGAAGAGCCUCCAGGUCUCCAAGCUCAGGGUUCGGCACCAGGGGGCCAUUACAGGGUGGGGGUGGUGAUGGAGAACGGUGGGGGACUGAUGGAGCUGUGAGUGGAGAUCUUAAUGAACAGAUCGUAACGGCACUGGCGCGACUUCAGGAGGACAUGCAGAGUGUCCUCGAGAGACUGCACACACUCGAGGCUCUCACAGCCUCUCAGGCAAGAUCUGCAGUCUUGCCUUCAGAGUACCUGUUACCACCAGCAAAUAGAGCUCAGAAGAAGCCAUGCUGGUGGCCCUUUGACGUGUCUCCUGGCACAGUGGCCUUUGCUAUUGUUUGGCCCUUUGUGGUGCAGUGGCUUAUUCGCCUGUAUUUCCAGCGGCGGAGGAGAAAAAUCAAUUGAGAGGAUUUCGUGCUCGGGGCAGAAGACAAACCCCCUUCCUCUGAUAAAGGGCAGCGUCCUCUCCUGCGUGCCCCUUCGUAUAACUCUUGCUUUUGCACUAUGAAGACAGCGCUAAGAGUAGUGAGUGUGAGAACAGACAUAAGACAGAUAGAUGAAUGUAUGAAGUCGCAGCUUAUAGGCAUAAAAGGCUUUUUGUACAUUUUUAGCAUAGUAACCACUGAGGUUAACUUCUUGGUUUGAAGAAGUAGAAGUGCUUUGACGUAGUGAACAAAACUUCUACAUUGAUUUGUGUUUUUUCAUAUUGAAAUCUAAUGGGGCAUUAUGAUAGCAUUUAUGUGACGUCCAUCAUUACCACUUAGCCAUGUGCCCAGGGCUGCUAACAGGUAAGUCUGCAAGCAGGUGAGGAAUAUAAGUGAUAGAGUUACAGUGACUUUUUCAGAGAGGUCCCCUGUCCUGGUACUGUAGAUCUUCCACUCUGGAGAGCUCAGAUUCAACACACCUGGCACUAUUAUUCAGAUGCCCCUCAAGGUCUUCGUUACCUGGAUCGGGUGUCGUAGACUGUGGUUGGAGCUAAACUCUGCAGGAUGGUAGAUUUCCAGGACCAGGACUGGGCACCUCUGGUUUAAAGGUUUCUUUAAUUAUUGUGGCUCACAAAGGAGGCAGGCUUGGCUUUGGUAGCUUUUCCAUUGCCUGGAAUGUGUUUAGAGGGUAUGAGGUCAUGAAGUGUUGUAUUGUGUGCUUGGUGAGGUUUUGUCCAUGCAAACUGCAGAACUAAUCAAAGCCAUAUUUCCAAGAUCUUGUUUCUUUGGACUGAUGUUGGCAAUGAAAACGGCUAAAUCUGACAUUCGGAAAGUUUGGUGUUGACAUGUUGUUGUAGGUGUUUGGUAGAGUCGGCACUCAUGUCUAAAAGUAAAUGCCGUAAACAUAGCUGGAGCAGAACUUGAGCACACAUGCUUACAUAUAAUUAUGAGCAUAUCUAUAGCUGUAUACUAAUUAUGGGAAAUUUAUGCAAGACUCAUGCUCAUCAGAAAGCCCUUACAAGGGAAUUUCACUGCUAUCAGCGGCACAAUUGAUUAAGAUGUAAAAAGCUCAUUUACUGUGGUGCUAAUAGGAACCAGACAUCUAAAGAGUUUAAUAGGCCUCGUUCACCCAAAUCUUGAGUUUUUUCUUAAAUGUGUUCUUGAAAAGGUUCUAAGACAAAGUCUACAUCAGAUUCAUGACUUGUUCUUAAACCACAGAACUGCAGAACCUUUGUGCUCUUAAGUGUGUGUGUGUGUAGAUUCUGUUCUUACCUAAGAACAAACCCCAGAUAAGAAAGCACUGGUGAAUUUCAGAAUCUUUGUAAAGUUUUGUGAGUUUUAAGAAAUUUCUUCUUAAGAACGUUUGGUGAAUGAGGCCCUAUGUCUCUAAAAGCUCCCCCACAGGCAGUUAUUACACAAAUAUGCUGCCUGACCUGCCCAGCGAUGAACUGGUGACCUGUUCAGGGAGUUUCCUGCCUUCCACACAAUGACCGCUGGGGGAUAGGCUCCAGCUCCUUCUGCCAGAAGGAUAAGCAGCUUAGAAAAUGUGUGCGUGCUGCAUGUUUUACAGUAGUUACGAUGGUUUUGAUUAUAAAAUGUCCUUUUUAAUCUGUUAAGGGCAGAGAGGUACAUAUAAGGCAUUGUUGGGCAAAACCGUAGCCAAAGACUCACUGAUGGUUUUGGACUAUGGCUAUAUUUGUGUUGACGUCUGGUUCCCAUCACCGCCACUGUAAAGACCUUGGAGUCUGUAAGUUUCUCUACAGUAAACUAUUUCACAUGAAGCCACCCUGAAUGACUUUAUGUACAUCUCAACCACUGAUGUAUGCAGAUACUUUGGAAAAAGUGGUGGAAUUCCCCUUUAAAUGUUAUAAAGAAUAUUUCAUUUUUCCUAUACUGUACUUGUAUAUUUUCCUAUACUGUAUAUUUCUUUGUAAUUCUCUCUUAAUUGUGUCUUUUGCCCCUGAAAAUUGUUUCGCUAUGAAGCAUUCUGAGUUACUGUGUAUUUGAGGCAGGGUUUGUGAUGGUGAUACCAAGAGGCGCUAAUGUUUAUUUUUGUUGCAUUAGACUGAAAAUAAUUAAUGCAUUUGCAUUCAGACUUAUCCUUUAACCUGUUUUGUGUUUUCUUUCCUCUUAGUGUAAAUUGUUAAUACUGUUGAUACUUAUAAUACGUGUAUAUUAGAAAUAGAGCAUAAUAUAUGAGCUGAGAAGUGAUAUUUUAAUUGUAACAUACUGUAAUGUAGCAUUUAAAUCUAUAUUGAAUUGAUACCUGACUUCUUUGGAGUAGUACUUGGGAGAGGAUGUAUGAAUUUAAAAAGUAUUGUUUUGAAUAGAAACACUAUCUUUAUAUUAAUGAAAUGACCACUUUCUCUUUCGAAGAAGCAUCUGCACGUUCUUAUUGUUAACCUGAAGCACGAAUAAAAUUUUCACAAGCUUUUGGAGCA